CGCGAAGGCUAUAUCUCCUCAGCAUGUAGCAAGAACAACUCAUUCUGCAUUAGCCAUUUUAGCUUGGCCCGUCAUGGCUCUAAGAAAUUCCCGAGCUGGGGGCGUAUGGCACAGUAGUAUGGCGAAUAGGAUAGUUGACUAUAAGAGGUCAAGGGACGAACCGACUACGAGCAGGACUUAAGAAUAUGUUUAGAUAGACUAAACAAAAUUCAUUAAUACCAACAGUGUCACUAUCAAAACACACAUCAUGGCCCCAACUAUCGUCUUAAUCAGCGGCGCGAACCGAGGUUUAGGCAAAGGACUCCUUGAGCUCUACCUCGCUAGGCCGAACCAUAUCGUCGUCGCCGCGAAUCGCAACCCAGAUCACCCUACGUCGAAAGCUCUUGCCGAGCUACCCAAAGGGGCAGAUACUCGCCUCGUUGUUAUUAAGAUCGACGCCUCUGUUGAAUCUGAUGCUGCUGAGGGCAUCAAACAGUUAACUGCACAGGGCAUCGAUCAUAUAGAUAUCGUCAUUGCGAACGCUGGUGUCUGCUACGUCUUCCCCAAGGUCUCAGACAUUAAGGCUGAAGAGCUGCAAGGACAUCUUACUCCUAACCUCUUUGGCGUGGUAUGGUUAUACCAGGCCGCAAUUCCGCUCCUAAAGAAGUCUACGAAUCCUAAGUGGAUAACUAUGGGCUCCGUCGGAGGAAAGAUAGUGGAUCAACCUGAUGUUCCCCACGCCGCUUAUGGACCGUCAAAAGUGGCGGUUCACUGGGUAACCAAGCGCAUCGACAAGGAAGAAAACUGGCUUACAGCAUUCGUGAUUCACCCUGGCUUAGCAGACACCGACAUGGGCCAAGUCGCUCUUGCAGGCCUCGUAGCAGUCCACGACAACAUUCCGGUAAAGCUUAUAACAGUUGAGGAAUCGUGCCGAGGAAUGAUAAACGUAAUCGACGCAGCUACAAAAGCUACCCACGGAGGGCGACUCGUAGGCUAUACUGGGGAUGUGGAUACAUGGUAGACAAGGCCGGAAUUGAGGAUAAUUACAUGUUGACUAUUGCAAACUCAUAUGUCUCUUGGGGCAUACGGAGAUCUGCCAUAUCCGCGAAACUCUUUGAGGGAGGAAAGGAAUAGUUGGGAACCUGUACGGGCCAUGGCAACUUGAUAGUAGAUGUAUGGUCUGCUAUGUUAUGUACCUUAGGUAUAUAAUUAUAGCUAUAUGAACGCAUAUACUGCAUAUUGUUUCUUCUACUCUUAUAG
Messenger RNA from Daldinia loculata, 1239 nucleotides. Its product is annotated as NAD(P)-binding protein. The record is from RefSeq and is a predicted model, not a curated record. Bases 248 to 1000 code for a protein of 250 amino acids. NCBI's taxonomy places the organism in Eukaryota, Fungi, Ascomycota, Sordariomycetes, Xylariales, Hypoxylaceae. The transcript is spliced from 2 exons.